Plasmodium relictum is the source of this 10026-nucleotide messenger RNA. RefSeq names its product polyadenylate-binding protein-interacting protein 1, putative (gene PAIP1). The record is from RefSeq and is a predicted model, not a curated record. The coding region runs from base 1 to 10026 and encodes 3341 amino acids. Gene Ontology annotation, molecular function: mRNA binding; translation initiation factor activity; protein binding. Lineage: Eukaryota; Apicomplexa; Aconoidasida; Haemosporida; Plasmodiidae. Gene Ontology annotation, cellular component: eukaryotic translation initiation factor 4F complex. The transcript has a single exon.
AUGCAAAGUGAUACAGUUUUAAAAAAAGAUAUAUCUGAAUAUAAAGACAUGAUGAAUGGUAUUCAUAAUGUAACAUCUUGUAAUAUAUCAGUAUCUAUAGAAAAGAAUAGUGAAAACAAUAAAAAAGUAAAUUACGACGAAAAAGUAAAAAAAUAUAAUAAAAAUAAUUUCAAUACUAUUAGUAAUAAUUUAUCCGAAUCAAAUAAAUUAUCAACAAAACGAUAUAAUUCUAAUACUCCAUCUCAUUCUUCAUCCAUAUUAAAUAACUCAGUAAAUCACAAAAAUUAUAAGCAAGUUCAAAAAAAAACUUAUAUCAAUAUGAAUGGUGAAGAUAGUAGAUUUAACGAAUCAAUAAAUAAGUAUACAGAUGAUAACAGUUCAAAGAAUAUGAUUAACCUAAAUAAUACUAACCAUGUCAUUUCUUCUUCUAAUUCAGAAAACAUUCCUUAUAAUAGCAUAAAAAAUGUAAAUCCUCAAAAAAAAAAUAAUAGUAUCAGUAACAGUAGUAAUAAUUUAGAUAAAAAUUCUUAUGUAAAAAAUAGCACAAAAUUUAAUCGUACAACAUGUAAUGAAACUAAUUAUGAUGCUACAAAUGAAAAUAAUCAAAAUGAUUUUGAGACUCCAAUGGAAAAUUAUAAUAAUGACAAUUUGAAUACCAAUGCUACGGAUGAAAAAAAUUUUGUUCUUUCUAAGUCAUCUAAUGAAAACAAUAUAAAUGGAGUAUUAAUUAAUAGUAAUACAACAGCAAGUAAUGAAAAUAAAAUUCAAAAUAGUAAUACAUAUUCUAAUAAUACAAAUAAAAACUCCAAUAGUAAUUAUAUUACUCAAACAAAUUGUGAUAGUAGAAAUAAUAAUAAUUACAAAAAUAAUAGUAAUAAUCAUAUCAAUAAUAAUAAUAAUAUCAGCAUUAAUAAUAAUGUUAAUAAUAACAAUAAAAAUAUAUACAAUAAUAGUAGCAAUAAUAUGAAUAUAAAUAAUAAUAUUAAUGCUACUUCAUCAAAAAAUAAUUCUUCACAGAACAAUACGCUUACAUUAGGAUAUAUCAAUGUAAAAGGAAAUAUAAAAAGUUCUAUAUUGAAUAAUAAAAAUAAUAAAAAUAAUGGUAAUCGUAUUGUUAAAAAUUCAAAUUCGUUAAAAAAUGAAAGUGGUCACGAUAUAAAAAACACGGAAACAAAAAAUAAUGAAAAUAAAACUGCAGAGAAUAAAAGUAGCAACGAUAUUAAAAAUAAUGAUAAAAAUAAUAACAGUAAUAGUAAUAAUAAUAAUAAUGACGAUAAUAAUAAUGAUAAUAAUAAUAAUAAUAAUGAUAAUAAUAAUAAUAAUAAUGAUAAUAAUAAUAAUAAUAAUAAUAAUAAUAAUAAUAAUAAUAAUAAUAAUAAUAAUAAUAAUAAUGAUAAUAAUAAUGAUAGUAAUAAUAAUAACAAUAAUAAUAGUAAUAGUAAUAAUAACCAUAAUAAUAGUAAUAGUAAUAAUAAUAAUAAUGAUAAUAAUAAUAGUAAUAAUGAUAAUAAUGAUAAUGAUAAUAAUGAUAACGAUAAUAAUAAUAAUAAUAAUAAUAAUAAUAAUAAUAAUAAUAAUAAUAGUAAAGAAAUAGGGAAAAAAGAAACUGAUAAUAAAGAUAAAGAAAAUGAGGAGGAAGCUAAAAAAAUAACUAAAGAUACACAAAAAAAAAACACAUCAAAUAACAAUGAAACACAAAAUUCAGCUAAUAAGUCACAUUCAUUAUCAACCAAUUCAUUUAAUAACGUUUCAUCUUCAAGUUCUUUAAAUGCAGAUGCACCAGAAUUCGUCCCAUCUACAAAAAAUAUACAAAGUAGCCUUCCUUUUAACAAUUUAAUGUGGAGUAAUUAUUAUCAGAAUAUGUCUACUACACCAUUUACUAAUGUACAAAAUAAUAAUAUGAUGAAUAAUAUAACAUCACAAGGGAAUAGUAAUAUUUUAACCCCCAAUUCUUUAAUAAAUCCAGUCAUUAGUGGAUUAAACGCUUCAUCAAAUAACUUAAUGAAUAUUUCUAAUACAAAUAAUGCAUCUUCAUCAAGUAAUAUAAAUUUAAAUGUAUCCAAUAAUUCAGGUGUGAUUGUGAAUUCAUCUAGUAGUGUUAACAAUAUAGAAAAUGAAAACACGAAAAAUAAUAGUAAUAAUACUAGCACUGUAAUUAAUGCAAAACAAACAAAUAAUCAUGAAAAUGGUGUUAAUAAUAUUUCUAGUUCUACAAAUAUGCAUGGAUCUUCUAUUGCUGUACCAUCAAGUGGAACAUCUUCACAAACUAACUUUUUAAAUCAAAAUAUUAUUUCAGGAAUGAAUAAUUUAAGAUCCAAUAAUUUUAUGAAUAAUUCAGGUGGAAAUAUUAUGAACAGUUCAGAAAAUUCAGCACCAUUUCAUCAUCUUGAUACACAUGCACAUCAGAAUUUUCAACCAAAUGGUUCAUUAAUUCAUCAUCAUAAUUUUUAUGUAAAUCAUCCAUAUUUAAUAAAUAAUCACCCCAAUGGAUUGCCAACCCCUCAAUCAAUAUUUGCUCCUUUAUCAUAUGGCAAUUCUUUAACAUCAGGUAAUGUUCAUCAUGACUUGCCUUUUUCUCAACCCCCAUCAGUUUAUGGAUCAUUUGCUAAUAAUCCUAGCUUAAUAGGAAAUAAUAGUAUUCCUUCUCAAAAAAAUGGUGCUUUAAAUAUUAAUCCAUACAAUUUUUUGUCUUGUGCUAUUCCAUCUCCACCUCAAUUGCAGCAUAAUGCAUCUAUAAAUAUGAGUUCUUUAGAUCCCCAUUUCAUUACAAAUUCAGCUAAUACACAUAUAAAGAUUCCUUAUAAUCAUGUAAAUCAACCUAAUAGAAGAAAUAUUUUCAGUCAUUUUAAUAAUGCAAAUUUACAUAGUGCAAGUAAUUUAAAUGAUAAUAAUUUUGAGCAUAAUAAUAAUAAUAUGAACUCAGUUAUUACUGGAAAUUUAAAUUAUAACUUUAAUAGCUUUAAUGCUAAUCAAAACAAUAAUAUGCAUUUAAAUAACGAUAAUAAUAAUUUACAUUUAAAUUCAGCUGUAGGAAGUAAUAUGCCAUUAAAUAAUAGUGCAAAUGUUAUAUGUUUAAAUAACCCAUUGCAUAUUAAUAAUUCAAAUGUAGCACAUCAUCAUAUGAAUAAUAUAAAUAAUAAUCUUCAUUUAAAUAAUAUUCAUAUGAAUCAUAGCUUGCUCAUGAAUAAUACUAUGAAUAAACAAAAAAGAAACAAUUCUUAUAAUGAAAGAAAUAAACAAUAUAAUUACAGAGAUAAUAAAAAUGCAUUAAAAAAUAAUAUAUUAAAUUUAAAUGGUACUAUGAAUAAUUACAAUCACUAUAAUAUGAAGCAUGACAAUAAAAAGCACAAUAGGUACAAUUCUUUAAAUAAUACAAAUAAUAAUUUUAGUCCUAAUUAUAAUUUAAAUAACAAUACUUUGAAUAACGUUUCCAAUAAUUCUAAAAAUUUAUAUAAUAGUCAUAGUAAAAAUUUCAAACAAGAAAAUUAUAAUAGAGAGGAAAAUAAUUCAGUGAACUAUUACCAAAAAAAUAAUAAUGCUAAUACUACUAAUAAUAAUAUUAGUAAUAACAAUAAUACUAAUAAUUCUAAUGCUACUACUACAUCCAAUAAUAAUAUUACUGUUCCAUUAAAAGAAGUUAACGCUGAUAUGAAAGAAAUGGCUGAUAAUUUUAACGAAAAUAGCGCAUGCAAUAAUGACAUACCAUAUUCAUAUAAAGGAAAAAAUUAUAAUUUAAAUAACUCUAAUUUAAAAAAUAAAAAUAGUAAUGCUGUGAACAAUAAUUUAAAUAAUAAUAUACAGAAUGAAGUUUCUAACGAAAAACGUACAUAUAAUAAAAAUGAUAAAAAUGAUAAAAAUAAUAAAGACGAUUUUAAAGCAAAUAGAAAUUAUGCUAGUAACAAGAUAAAUGAGGAAAAAAAUGUAACUAAUGUUAAGAGGGAAUUACCAAAGGAUAAGAGUGGUAAGCAGGGUGAUCAAUUUCAUAAAAAAAAUUUUUCUGAAUUAAAUAAUUCUAGUAAUAGCAAACAACAAAAUAAUUUCGUAGGUAGUAAAUAUCAAAACAAUUCUGAAAAAAGAGGAAGUGUGAGAAGUGUUGACAAUAAUAAAAUAAAUGAAAAAAAAAUUAAGAAUGAAGAUGAUAAGAAAUUCAAGGAAAAAAGUAACGUAUUAAAUACCAGUUCUGUUAAUAAUUUAAGUAAUAUAAAUAUUAAUGUUUCAGAGAAUAAUGAAAAUUUAAAUAAAAAUGCAAAUACAAAUGAUGUAGCAACUGUUGAUAAUAAUUAUGUAAACAAUAAUAGUAAUUUUAAUAAUAAUAUAGCAAACAAUAAAAAUGUGAAUUACAAUAAUUUAAAAAAUUUAAAAAAUUACGACAAAAAAAAUAUGGAAUUUUCUUCGUGGGUAAAAAUUGCUAAGAUGAAUCCUAAUAAAAAAAAAGAAAAAAAUAAUCUAAAUAUUCAGUAUAACAAUACUAAUAAUUUUAAUGCAAAUGCUUCUGAUGUUAACAAUAAAAAUAAUGAUAAUUCCAAUGCAAAAUUAACUAAUUUAGAUAAAGGCAAUUACAAUAUAGAUUCUAGUAAUAAUAAUAAUGAAAAAUCGAAUAUUCAAAGUUCUAAAAUAAGUAGUGAUAACAUAUGUGAUCAGAAUAAUGAUUUAACUUAUCAAAAAAAUCAACUUGCUACAAAUUAUGUUGAUUCCAAAUCCAAUACAAUUACUAAGGAAAACAAAAAAAAGAAUGAAGAAGAAAAGGAAAAAGGAUCAAACAAAGAAAAAGAUGCAAGUUACAAAAAUAGCAAAAAAUUAAGUGAAGAUAAAAUAGACUCAAAUGUAAAAAAUAAAAAAAUGAAUUAUUCAUCCAAUAAAAAUUUCACAGAUAAGGAAAAUAAAGAAAAGUUGAAAACAAAUUAUGAUAACAGUAAGAAGAAUGAAAUGAAUGAAAGGAAAGGAAAUAAUGGAGUAAAUUUUUCUCAUAGACAAAGAGAAAAAUUAAAAAUUCAAAAUGUAGAAAUUAAGCAAAUUAAUGAAAAAAUUAUGAAUAUCAAUACAAAAAGUGAUGAUACCAAAAGUAUAAAUAAAAUAACUGAAAAUGAAGACUCAGAAAAUAUCAAAAAAAGUAAUGGAAAAGGAAUAAAUGAAAAUAAUGAAAAUUAUGAAAAAUCAAAUGAUUUAGGAGAGGAUUAUACAAGCAAAAAUGAAUUGGAAUACAGUGAUAGUAUUAUUAACAUGAAGAAAAGUAAAAAUGCAAAUAUAUCAUCAAAUAGUAUAAAAAGUGAAUCCUUUAGAAAUAGAGAAAAUCAAAAGGAGUUGUAUAAUGCUACAACAGGAGAAAACAAAAUUAACAAAAACAAUCCUGAUAAUAUAACAAAAAAAAAUAAUACUAGUAUAAACAAGGAUAAUUACAAAUAUUUAAGUGCAAAUCAUUAUAAUGCUACUAAUGCUAAUGAUCGAUCAUCAUCUUAUUCUAAUUCUAAUUCGAAAAAUUUUAUGUGGGAAGGGAAAAUUUCUUUUGCUGAAAUGGCCAAAAGAAAACCAAAGAAAGAAACGAAGGAAUCGAAAUUAGAAUCAAUACAGAAUGAAAAAAAAAAUAAUAAUAAUUCACAUAAAAAUGAUAAAAUUUCAAAAAAAGAUCAUAAUAGAUAUACUUCUAACACAGUAGUAAAUGAUAAGAAUAACAAAGGAGACAACAAUUCUAGUAUGAACAAAGAUAAUAAAGAUGUGAAAAAAAGAAAUGAAAUUAAGGAAGAUAUUUCAAAAUUAUCUAAUAAUAAUAAUUUAGUUAAAAAAGAAAACAAAAAUGAAAUGUUAAAAACAUAUGAUAUAGAAAAAGAGAAAAAUACACUAGACAAUUUAGAAACAAAUGAAAAUAAAGAAAAAUUGUGCAAUGAAAAAAUGGAAUCAUCAGAUGCUUCUUUAAAUGUAACUUAUAAUAAAGCAAAAAAUGACAAAUUAGAAGAAAAUUAUAAUGAUGUUGAAAAAAAAGAUAAGAAUGAAAUAAAAUCAGAAAAAGAAUCAGAUGGCUUAUAUUCAGACAAGUCAAAUAAUAAGAAAAUUUUUAAUAUAGAAAAGAGUAAUGUGAAUGAUUCAAACCAAACAGUAGCAGAUAAAGACAAAAUAAAUAAAAAUAAAAAUCCUGAAUUAUCAUUAAAUGAAAAAAAUAUGAUUGAAGUAAACAAUAAAUCAGCACAUUUGAUUAAUGAAGAUAAUUUAACUUUUUCAAAAAAAAUGAAUGAAAAAGAAGAAAAGGAACUUACGGAAUAUUCAAAUAAAGAUACUGAGAAAACAGACGAAAUUUCUAAAAAAAAGAAGAAAAAGAAAAAAUUGGAAAACGAAGAAGAAAACAGAUUGGUAGAAGAAUAUAAAAAUGAAGAAGUACAAAGUAAGACCCAACUUGUAGAAGAAAAUUUGAAUGGAAAUGAAGGAUUAAAUGAAAACGCUUCUUUAAAUAAUAAAAUAAGUUUAACUAAAAAUUUAAAGGAAAAUAAAAAUGAAACAGUAAGGAGUAACAAAUUAAAUGAAGAGACACAUAACAUUAAUAUUAUUGAUGAUUUGAAAGUAAAUAGUGUUCUAAAUGAAAAAGGAAUUAAAUGUGUAGAAAAAAAAGAAAUGGAGACAUCAAAAAAAAAUAUAAAUUACGAUGAUGUAAAAAAAGAAGAUAUAAAUAAAAAUAUAAACGAGAAUAAUAAAUAUUUAGAUGAAGAAAAAGUAAAAGCAUCUAUUUCUAAUAAUGAAGAAAACAUAAAAACAAAAUCACCAAAUGAAGAUUUACUAAAUGUGGAAAAUGAAGAUAAAAAAAGGAAAAAAAAUGCAUUUUCAGAAGAAAAAAAAAGAGAGAAUGAAAAAUACAAUGAAGAAACAAAAACAGAAAAAGAAAAGGUGAAAACAGAUCAAUUGCAAUGUAAUAAAAAAAAUUCAGAAGAUAUUUCUUUCAAAGAACAAAAUGAGGAAAGCAAAAAGAAGCUGCUAAAUGAAAAAAUAAAUAAAAGGAGUAAUGCUGUAACUAAUGAAAAUAAAAAGGAAAUCUUAAAAGUUUAUGACUCAUCAAAAGCAGAUAUAAAGGAUAAAACUUCUAUUAAUAAUACUGUAGCAAAUAAUUUAAAAAAUAAUACUUUAAAUAACGAAGUAUUAAAUUCCAAUAAAAAUGAAAUAAAUGUAUCGGAAGAAGCAAGUAUAAAGUUGGAUUGCAAAGACAGUAAAAAAGAAAAUAAAGAAAUAAAAGAUGAAAACAUAGAAGAUGAUUUAUUGGGAGCUUUAGAAAAACAAGUGGAUAGCUUAGAAAAAAUAAAAGAUAACGAAAAGUUAAAGGAAGAUAAAUUAAAGGAAGAAAAACAAAUAGCAAAACAAAAAAAAAUUGAAAGAUUAUAUAAAGAAAAAGUAUAUACAAAAAUAGAUUUAUUAGAGAUUUAUUUAGGUCAUGAUUGGAAUAUUGGUGUAGAUAAAUUUAAUUUUGUUUUAUCUCAAGGUUCUAACAGUGAAAUGGAUUACAAUAAUAAUAAUAUAAAUAUGAAUAACAAUAAUAAUAUUAAUAAUAAUGAUAAUAAUAAUAAUAUUAAUGAUAAUGAAAAUUGUAAUAGUAAUAUGAAUGAUUUUAAAAAUAUGAAUGCAUAUAACAAAAGAUAUAAUUCAGUAUAUAACAAUAAUAAUAUUAAUAAUACUAAUAACAACAUUAAUAAUAAUAUUAAUAAUAACAACAAUGCUAGUAAUAAUAACAACGGUAAUAUUAGCAAUAAUAUCAAUAAUAAUAAUAAUAAUGCCAAUAGUAAUAAUAAUAAACAAGCACAAGCAAAUCAAAGUGCAAAUAAUAAAAAUAUUAAAGAUGACUGGAGAAGUUCUAUACCAAAAAAUAUGAUGAAUAAUUUAUUUUUAAACAAUAAUCAAAAUAGUAAUUUCUUUAAUAAUAAUAUUAUAGGUGGGAAUAACAUAUAUGAUCAGAAUUUACAAAAUAAUAAUUUAAUGAAAAACACAACUAACUUGGAAUGGAGAAAGAGUGAUGGAGAUAAAUUAAAAGGAUUUUUUGACUCUACAAGAGCUGUUGAAUCAGCUGAUCCAUGGAGAAAUAAUAAUUCUCCACCAACUAAAACAAUAGCAGAAAAUAGUUGGAUUCUAAAGCAAAAUCAAUUGAAAGCAGAUAAAUACACAUGUAUGAUGCGUAAAUUAAGAGGUAUAUUAAAUAAGUUAACUUUUGAGAAGUUCGAUUUAUUAUAUGAGCAAAUAAUUCUUGUUGGUAUAACUAAAUUAGAAGAAAUUGUUGGAUUAAUGAAGCUAGUUUUUGAAAAAGCUGUUACGCAACAUCAUUUUGUUCAAAUGUAUGUACAGUUAUGUAAAAAAUUAAAUGUUCAUUUCCAUAAUAUGAAAUUGGAAGAUGACACAACAGUUCAAUUUAAAAAAAUAUUAAUUAAUCAGUGCCAAGAUUCUUUUGAAAAUAAUUUAAAACCAAUAGAAUACCCUAGUAAUUUAAAUGAAGAAGAAAAAUUUGAAUUUGAACAAAUGCAUAAAAAUAAAGUUAGAGGUAAUAUGCUUUUUGUUGGUGAAUUAGUUAAAUCUGGUAUUAUAUCAAUUCCUAUUGUUUUUGUUUGCAUUAAACAAUUAUUAGAAAAAAGAGAGAGUUAUAUUGCUUUAAAGAAUGAUACAAACGAAGGAAAUCUACAUUUAGAAGCAUUAUGCAUGUUUUUGAACACAGUUGGAGAAAUUUUAGAUACCCAUGAAAAAGCAAAUCAAGACAAAGUAAAAGAAUUAUACAAUACAUUAAAUGAAUUAGUUAAUAAUGAAAAAAUUACUUUUCGUGUUAGAUGUCUUAUUAAAGAUGUUAUUGACAAUAGAAAUGAAAAAUGGAAUAAAAAAUUUGCUCAUAAAUUAGAAGGUCCAACGACUUUAAGUGUAUUGCAUGAUAAGAUUUUAAAAGAAAAUAUUGAUCAAAAUAAUAGAAAUUUUUCAAAUAAUAAUAUGAAUUAUCACGAUAAUAAAAUGAAUAGCAAUUUAAGUAAUAUGAGAAAUAAUAUUCUUCGCAAUGCAAACUUUAACAUGAAUAAUAAUAAUAAUAAUAUAAAUUUUAAUAUGAUAAAUAAUAAUAUGAAUUUAAGAAAUAUGAGCGGAAUGAAAAAUCUAGAUGGAAAUAAAAAUAAUAAAAAAAUGCCAUUAAAUUUAAGUAAAAACAAAAAUAAUACUUCUAAAAUUAUUCCUGAUGAAAUGAAAAAUGGAAUGGAUAACAAUUAUUUUGAUAUGAUGUCAAAAAAUCAUAUCCCAUUUAAAAAUCAACCAUUUAUGAAUAAUGAUCACAAUGAUAAUAAUAAUAUUUUUAGUAACUUAAAUUCCAGAUUAUUAAAUAAUAAAGAAAAAAAUGAUAACAAAGCAUUUUUGAGAAAUUAUAAUGCUAAAAAAAAUAAUAGCAAUAAUGAUGAUGUUAAUAAAAGAAACACUUUAAAUGCUAAUAAUAAUGAAGAUUUUAACGAAGUAGAUUUUAGUAGGAAUAAUUUGAACAAUGAGGAAAAUAAUGAAGUUACCACGACCGCUACUACAUCAAAUAAUAAUAAUUCCACUUCUAAUGUUAUAACAAAGAAAGUUACAAAAGAAAGUGGUCAAGACGCUCCAGAAGAUUAUACAUUUGUUGAAGAAUAUUUACCAAAGGUAAAUGAAAUUUUAGAAAUGUCUACUACAACAAAAGAAUGGGAAGAAUUGACAAAAAAAUUUGAAGAUCUUAACAUUCCUUCUAAAUUUAAUGACAAACUUCAUAAUAACAUUUUAAAACUUACCUUAAAAAAAUAUGCUUGUAACAAAAAUAUAGAAAAGAGUUCUGAUUUUUUUAAUUGGCUAAUUUCUAUUGUUCUCUCUAAUAAGAUUGAUAUAGAAUCAUUUAAACCUUGUUGGAAAUCUUUUAUGUUAGAAAAAGAUGAAAAUAGUUAUGUAUAUACAAAAGAAGAUUAUCCUUUAUUACCAGACAUAGCUAAAAAUUUUAUCAAAGCUAUUGAGUUAUAUGAUAAAAAUCAUUUAUUAUAUGAUGUAAACACCAUAGAAGAAAUGAAAAAUAUUAUAUAA